GAGGGACAGUAUUACUUUAACGGAAGUCCCAAAACAAACCAGAAAGUUCCCGAUUAAACUUGCGUUGCAGCCCUUCAUUUUGUGGAGAAGCGUUGUCUCAGCCAGUCGAAUCGGUAGAGAAAAGCUUAUAUUUUUGUCGGAUAACAUGAGGCAUUCACGAACCGCAAUUGUGGGCGAAUCUUCAGCCGAGACUCAUGUCGGUGAAGGUGCGGUUGACCGAAAAGGAACUAUCCGGUGGCGGGUGGUCGCUGUGUCCGUCCUGAGCGCAACCUUGUUUACAGCUGCUGUCGGCUGUAUCUCUGCUUUCAUAUAUCCCAUAAUAAAAGAGCUGCGGGCAGGGACAGUCAGAGGAUUGGAUGGGACUGAAGUAAGGAUCCUGGGUUUCUGGAGCAUCCUGGUGCUGUCAGUAUUAGCUGGUUCUAUCUGCGCCGUCUUCUCAUGGAUUAUCACCUACCUGGACUCUUAUCAACUGGGUAAGGUGCCUCCAACACUGCUGGCACUGUUUCACUUCAGUGAUGCAAUUGACAAAAAUGUGCACAUCGGCUAUGCUGUCGCUAUCGGCAAUGGUUUCAUGGCGAUGCUGACUGUCAUCUGGAGCCUCACAUGACAGUGACAGCAAGAAGAGUAUAUGAAAGAAUUCUGCCUUUCUUUAUGAAAAAUGUAUGUUCUUGUGAGUUAACUUUCUUUUUUUUCUUUUUUUAAAUACCCUAUGCUUGUACAGUAACCUGUGUACAUUUUAUGAUUAAUCUACAGCUACCCUGUGAUUAUUCAGAUCAAAACUGUAAUUGAUUGACAACCAUAGUUUGAAAACCUCAACAUUUGGUAUUUGUUUUGGCUUGAAGAGUUUUAUAGACAGCAUAAGUGUAAAUGGGGAAAAAA
Molecule: messenger RNA, 879 nt
Organism: Cynoglossus semilaevis (tongue sole)
Lineage: Eukaryota; Metazoa; Chordata; Actinopteri; Pleuronectiformes; Cynoglossidae
Gene: arl6ip6
Product: ADP-ribosylation factor-like 6 interacting protein 6
Exons: 4
Coding region: 146-607 (153 amino acids)
Source: RefSeq, a predicted model, not a curated record